AAGAAGGGAAAGGCAAAAGCGGAUCAGCCUUCCGCACCUGUGACCAGUCUCGUCUCUGACGAAGUUGAUUUUCCUCGAGGGGGUGGAUCGAGCUUCACGCCAUUAGAGGUCAAGGCUAUUCGCGCAGAGGCGGUGAAGGAAGCCAAUGAUGAGCUGUUCCAGGUAUAUCGGAAACGGCAGGAUAAACCAGCGAAGCGCGUAAAGCGCAAAUCUGAUGCAAAGAGCGCAGGUAAGAAGGUGGCGAAAGGAGAGAAAAGCGAAACCGUUCGUGUAGAACAUCUCAACUACAAG
This is a messenger RNA of Postia placenta MAD-698-R-SB12, 291 nucleotides long. RefSeq lists its product as hypothetical. NCBI's taxonomy places the organism in Eukaryota, Fungi, Basidiomycota, Agaricomycetes, Polyporales, Adustoporiaceae. The record is from RefSeq and is a predicted model, not a curated record. The transcript is spliced from 2 exons. The annotation marks the transcript as partial.